This is a messenger RNA of Podospora anserina S mat+, 1314 nucleotides long. RefSeq lists its product as uncharacterized. NCBI's taxonomy places the organism in Eukaryota, Fungi, Ascomycota, Sordariomycetes, Sordariales, Podosporaceae. The transcript has 4 exons. Bases 1 to 1314 code for a protein of 437 amino acids. Gene Ontology annotation, biological process: GPI anchor biosynthetic process. The record is from RefSeq and is a predicted model, not a curated record. Gene Ontology annotation, cellular component: Golgi membrane; endoplasmic reticulum membrane.
AUGCGCUGGGUUGGUUGCGAUAAGGAAACGACGGUGCAGUUGCAGUGCUGGGUGGAUUACGCAAAGCUUGGAGAUGUUCUGAGAAAUGGAAUGGUGGAAGCUUGUUGCCGUGGGCUGGUGUUGAACUUUUUAGUGGGGCCCUGUUCACCUGGGCUCUGCCUGUGGCUCACCGAGGCUCACCGAGGCUGCAGGGGCCAUGCAGUCGGGUCAACGGCUUGGCGCCUGUGGAUUUCUCUGAAUGCGGAUCGCGCCGAGGUUUCUGGCGCUCUUGGUGUUGUCUCGCCAUCCCGUCCAAUUCGAUCCUUCCCUUCGUCUCUCGAUGCACAGCAACUGUUGGGCCAAGACCAAGCUGUGACUUUUCUUCGCUUCUCCUCCAUCUGUUCUUUUCUGCAGACACUGACUGCUACUCCCCACGGCGAUGUAUCCCAGCGCUUGAUCCCAAUCUCCCAACCAAACACACGUCUUAUCGGAUCCUCUGCCCUUGCCCUGCCCUUGGCCUGGCCUGAGCUUGAACCCUCGUCCGGAACCCCGCGCCGCGUCGACACGGACACGGCCACAAUGGUGUCGUCGUCGUCCCGCUCCUACAAGGACAAGGACGCAGGCGUCGUCCUCUCUUUUAAUGGCCAGUGGGUGAGCUGGUCGCACACUGUCGCUGCCUCCUUGGCUUUCUUGAGCGCCCUCGUCAUUGGGUCUGCUCUUCACUACCACAAGAUUGUCCAGAACGAGUGGUACGGCUAUCCGCAAGAAUGGUUCCCUUCUGUGUCGGCCACUAUUGGUGACCGUUAUCCUGAACGGUCCAUCUUCAUGCUGUUCAUUGCCAUUACCUCCGGUCCUCGAUUUGCUCUCGUCGGGUUAUGGUAUCUGUUGACCGCGAAGCCCGGCCGAACGCUACCGAAGCUGAUCGGAUGGUCCGGCAUCAUCCGAACUCUCACAUGCGGCGGGUGGACUUACAUCACGUCUACCGACGACCAUGACUGGCACGAUAUUCUUAUGAUCUCGUACAUUGUCUUUACGAUUCCGUGGACAACCGGCUGCAUUGCGCUCAGUCCCCCGAAUACAAAAGCGAUCAAGUACAGGAAAUACAUUGCGGGCGCUUUCUUCGGUACUCUGGUGCCGUUGGUGUACUUUUUCAUCCAACACAAGGUUCACCGUGUUGCGGGAGCGUACACCAUCUACGCUUUCUUCGAAUGGGCCUUGAUUGUCCUCGAUGUGUCCUUUGACGCCGUGACUGCUCUGGACUUUGACUCGCUCGAGAUCACAAUCCGGGAUGUGAAGGGCGCGAGCAAGGGGUACGUCCAAUGGCUCCCAAGAUAG